GUAUAUAUCAUAAUUCGCAGCUAUCACCUUGGUUGUCUGUGUAUGCGACAACUAAUGGCAAUUAAUUGAGGUAGGCACGAUGUUGAAUACAUUCGAAAAAAAGGAAUAAGGGCGAAUAUGUUUGGAGGCACUGUUGCUUUGUAAAUUAUUGUCCAAACCAAGUCUCGACUGUUGGCAAAGAUGUACUCGCUUGUGAGAGUAAGUAGCGCGCCUUUUAUUAUAAUUGCCUUUAUGAGCUGACAGUGAUGUCUUUCUCUCCAUCGCUUCUAUUUAACCCCCGCUUGCCAUUAUUGUCUAGUUUUACAAUCUCCUUUUAUCCAUGUAUUGAACAUCUGUCUUUUAUUUUUUAUUUUGUUACUCUUUACAAAUUUAGCUUUAAACAGAAAGCGUACAUACUCUUUACAAGCACCAUAUCUGCAAUCCAAUUCACCUUAACGCCUAAAGGUAAGAUGUUGAGAAAACCUUCUAAAUCAUCUAUACAAGGUAUGACGCCUGUACAAACCAAUCAUUUUAACCAGUAUAAAACGCACAAGAGUUCGAGUUUUUACAAUAUUAUUUCAAACAAAAGUGGCGACAAAAUAUAUGGCUACAAAGAUGACCUGUUGCAUGACAUGGUUGUAUUUAUCCAAAAAAAAUACGGCAAAUUGCUUAAAUUGGAAGUGUGCUAUUUAAUUGGAAAUCCUAUUGAUAUAAUUAAUACUUUUGAUAUGGAUAAUGGUACAUUUGAAAGUUUAUUUAAAAAAAAACAGCCUAUUGAUAUAAUUAAUACUUUUGAUAUGGAUAAUGGUACAUUUGAAAGUUUACUUAAAAAAAAUACAUUUAUUCUGUGCAAAACUGAAAAAAAUGGCAAAUUUGCCCUGCAAGCCGAUAUUCCCUUAGGUGUUAAAAUUGAAAAAAUAUGUGGAUCCAACUGGAAAAGAUGCGAAAAAACGACCACGGAUUAUAAGAAAUAAUUGACCACACGGCAUAUAUUGUCUUUCGUAUAAUUUUUUAGUUUAGUUUUUUACUGUGCAUUUUAGUCGCAACUGUUAAAAUAUAAAUUGU
This is a messenger RNA of Kickxella alabastrina, 1044 nucleotides long. RefSeq lists its product as uncharacterized. The transcript has a single exon. The record is from RefSeq and is a predicted model, not a curated record. NCBI's taxonomy places the organism in Eukaryota, Fungi, Kickxellomycota, Kickxellomycetes, Kickxellales, Kickxellaceae. The coding region runs from base 246 to 953 and encodes 235 amino acids.